Molecule: messenger RNA, 1074 nt
Organism: Ceraceosorus guamensis
Lineage: Eukaryota; Fungi; Basidiomycota; Exobasidiomycetes; Ceraceosorales; Ceraceosoraceae
Product: NAD(P)-binding protein
Exons: 3
Coding region: 1-1074 (357 amino acids)
Molecular function (GO): oxidoreductase activity, acting on the CH-CH group of donors, NAD or NADP as acceptor; zinc ion binding
Source: RefSeq, a predicted model, not a curated record
AUGAAAUCCAGGGUGGGCGGACAGCGUAUCACGCUGGCUAAGCGUGAAGCGAGGAACGGUCAAAGUGAUGACGACAGCGGAAGACAACUCGCCUCGCUCUUCACCUUGGAAUCAUUCGAUAUCGAUGCCUUUCCAACAUCGUUGAAAAAAGGAGAGAUCCGAUGUCGCAUCCUCUGUCUCAAUAUCGAACCGGCGCUUCGUGCUUGGCUAACCACCGCUGCCGUGGCAUACGCCGAUGCUGUGCGCGUCGGUGAUGUGAUACGCUCAGCGGGUGUCGCUCUGGUCACAGAGUCCCGCUGUCCAAAAUUUCGUGCCGGAGAUCACGUGUACGGCUUGGUAGGCUGGCAAAGUCAUGCCAUCUUCCAAGUCGCAUCCCACGGCCAACAUCUGAUCCUCUGCGACACGAGAAUACAGCGCCAGGUGCAGAACUACGAGGAGGCACUAGCGGUGUGGAGCAGCAUCUUGUCCCACACGGGUCUCACGGCAUACUUGGGUCUCGUAGACUUCGGUCGCAUACAAAGAGGUCAUCGAGUACUCAUCACCAACGCUGCAGGCGGCGUAGGAACCAUUGCUGUUCAGAUAGCCAAGCUCAAAGGCGCUCAUGUGGUCGCCACCGCGGGGUCUGACGCCAAAAUCAAGUGGCUAAAGGAUGUGCUUGGAGUGGAUGUCGCGUUGGACUACAGGACCGUCUCUAAUCCCGACCUUCGGCGCGCCUUCAAUCCGGGUCUUGACAUUAUUCUCGAUAAUGCUGGAGGACGCGUGCUUGAUCAAGCACUGCUGGCACUGUCGCCAGGCGCACGCGUGGCGCUCAGUGGGUUCAUGACGGCUUACAAGUCUACUGAGCCUCGCGGACUCACAAACAUGUAUCGCGUGAUCGAGACUGGCUCAACAGUGCAGGGUCUCUUGGUGACGGGCGAAAUCAUGGAAUCUCAUACCAAAGCCAAGGAGGAUCUCUACGAGUGGUUCAGACAGGGAGCUUUGCGUCCCAUCGUCAACGUGAGGAGAGGGCUCGAGCAAUGCCCAUUGUGCUUCCAAAGCUUAUUUGAGGUGAGGAAGCUGGACUGGAUUGCUUAG